Caenorhabditis briggsae is the source of this 330-nucleotide messenger RNA. Bases 1 to 330 code for a protein of 109 amino acids. The transcript has a single exon. Lineage: Eukaryota; Metazoa; Nematoda; Chromadorea; Rhabditida; Rhabditidae. The record is from RefSeq and is a predicted model, not a curated record.
AUGGUACCUAUGGUACACAUGGUACCUAUGGGAUUUAUGGUACCAAUGGUUUCUAUGAUACCUAUGGUACCUAUGGUACUUAUGGUAUCUAUGGUAUCUAGGGUGCCCUAUCGUAACUAUGGUAUCUCUGUCAUCUAUGGUACCUAUGGUAACAAUCUCACCUAUUGUACCUAUGGUAUCUCUAUGGUACCAAUCUUACCUAUGCUACCUAUGGCAUCUAGAGAACCUAUGGUACCUCUGGCAUCUAUAUUAUCUAUGAAAACUAUGGUAUAUAUGAUACCUAUGGUACCUAUGGUACUUAUGGUAUCUAUGGUAUCUAUGGCGCCCUAG